Paramacrobiotus metropolitanus is the source of this 2504-nucleotide messenger RNA. RefSeq lists its product as uncharacterized. The coding region runs from base 280 to 1407 and encodes 375 amino acids. The record is from RefSeq and is a predicted model, not a curated record. NCBI's taxonomy places the organism in Eukaryota, Metazoa, Tardigrada, Eutardigrada, Parachela, Macrobiotidae. The transcript has 4 exons.
GUCAUAAAACGUCUACGAGCCUGUAUACGCGUAUGUUUAAAAUUAAUAUUAUGUAAAUAGACAGCCCAGGCGUGUUUUGGGCCUUUGGUACUGGGGUCUUUAUUACAGCAAUGGCAAAAUAAAAUUAAUGAAUUUACGAGUAUGCAAUGUUUCCUGCUUUUAUCUGACUACACCGCCUACACGUUUAACUGACAUCAGCUUUUUUCUGCCUAUACGUGUCUAUGACAUCUUAGUACAUCCCAGUUUCCCGGGAUUAAUUGCAGUACCUACACUAUCAGCAUGGAAGGUGCGCCUUUGGUAAUGCCACAGUUUCAGCGGCUUUUGGCGACAGCCAACCAGAUAAAUUACCAGAACACAGUGGUGGUCCACAACGACGACGACAGUUGGUGGCUGGGCUACAUACAAAAUAUCCAAGGGGACCACGCCUUCAUCCACUUUGACGCCAAAAAGGCCGCUCCCCGUUGGUUGCACAUGGGACGCGUCUGGGCGUUGCCUUUCUACUGGAACAUCCACCUAAUUGCACCGAAUCCGCCCGAAAUGCCUGUCUACGCGGCACUGCGAGACGAAAACGACGGGCCGUUCCGCUUCCGACCGGUAACAAGACUGGGCAUACUGUAUGGAUGUGAUAAGUGUCAAAUGUUCUACGUCAAAACCGAUACUGCCGGCACGAACGACCAACAAAACAGAGCUCUUUGGCAACUUGUGCAGAACUGCCAGAUUACCGAACAACUGCCGCCCGCUGAUUCCCCGCUACUUCAUCAAUCCGGUGGCAGUCUGCGGUGCAGCAGGUACAUGGUGCCGUUUCCCGCGACCCAGACGCUUUUUCGUGACGCCUCCGACAAAGUUCGAAUCGUCAAGCAUUUCGUGGAUACAUGUAAAGGGAACAAGGACUACGUGUGGAACGGCGGUCGCUUUUGUCUGCGAACUGAACGGGAUGGAUGCACGUUUGUUGUCCUCAGUCGUGAAAUGGACGCCGAGAUGUCACAGAACAUGGUGGCGACGUUAACACAAGUGCUGGAGACACAUUUAGCCAACCGGGCUCUUCUGCCAGCGAUUAGUAUGCGAAAUCAAUGCAUGUUUGAACGUUGUCUGGAAGAAACAGCUACCCGUGGCCCGUCCAGCACAUUUAUGCCACCCCAAGAGCAGGCAUUUAUACGCAAGAUCACGGCGGAAUCGCAUGAGCUGCCCAUCGACAAAAUACACAUCACCGUUCCGCGGAUGCUACUGCGCUGCGACGAAAGCGAAAUGCACAUGGCCAGCCGCGUCAUGUACGGCUUAAACAAGAACUUCCCGUCGGUCCCUGCGGACAUGCUAGCAAAGGUCACGGUGGUGUAUGCUCGCUGGAUGCGCACGUUAAGCUAUCCAGAGGAUUGGCAGCCCAUUCGCAACUUCCUCUUGGUGCGCUAGGGAUAUGUUCCCUGUCGUUAGCAGUCCCGACACUUAUUUCCGUACAUACAGAGCAGUGUCUGUACCGGCUCAAUGUCAGUUAAUAGGUGCGUUGGAAUCCAGUUACUGAAAGUACGUAUUCGGCAUACUUCGCUUUUCUCAUAUUCCGGUCACUUUGAUUGUAUAGUUUCAUAUUUCGGUCACCGGUCACUGGUGCGAUCGCACAUGCGACGCACUACAUAAACAGCUGCUGCUCGCACUGCCACCCGCCAAAUGUGCAGUUCGCUAAGCAAGCCCACCCAACCCUCACACGUUUCAAGGGUCCAUUAAAUUUCUUUUGUAGAAGGUUAUAGACUUAAAAGAGCGGUGUUUUGCAUCUCACCCGGUUUAGAGUUUCUGUUGUUUGUUUUGUUUUUCACAAAAAUUUAUUGAUGUUUACGUUCAAAUUUAAUAAGAGGCGUUUUUAUAAAAACUGAUGAUCUCUGUGAAUUUCGUUUUGUCAGGAAAUUUAACUACCUGGUGACCGAAAUAUAGAACCAUACACUCAAAGUGACCGGAACACGAGAAAAAGCAAGCAAAAUACGCUACGUACGGGCAGGGCAGUAUCAGAAUUAGCGAAGAAACAAGACGAUCGACAGAACUCGGGUUGAAGGCGUAGGCGCUGUUGCACUGUAUGCCGCCGAUACAAAAAUCAAUGCAUUACCUACCAGUCAAUCUCUAGCAGGUGAUCACAAUCUCUCAUAGUAUUUCUAGGGCAUAAUUCAUAAUUUCAGGAUGGCUUUACCGGCGUGUCCGCUGCGUUUAUGAACUUAUGUGUAGGUCCCGAUGAACAAAAGGACACUUUUCUAGUAUUACUUCAUGCAUGCAAUCGAAACCGUUUGCGCUACUGUGGGAUACAUGUGCUGUGAUUUUUGGUUGGUUUAUAUAACUGAACGGUAACUGGAUUUCGCGUGUCUCCGGUUGUGACGGCUUUAUCAUCCGCAGGUUCAGCCCGUUCGAGCCCGACGGCCAGCCAAAAUUGUGGGCUGAUGUCGAUCUGCGUCUGGUGGAUGUCCGCACAUUAAGCCGCUUGGCCAUCUACGGGAUCGACGCGGUCUUUGAAGUAGGAUAACUGCAGU